This is a messenger RNA of Gossypium raimondii (Peruvian cotton), 1485 nucleotides long. RefSeq lists its product as hypothetical. The transcript has 7 exons. The record is from RefSeq and is a predicted model, not a curated record. Gene Ontology annotation, biological process: lipid homeostasis; triglyceride catabolic process. NCBI's taxonomy places the organism in Eukaryota, Viridiplantae, Streptophyta, Magnoliopsida, Malvales, Malvaceae. The coding region runs from base 124 to 1329 and encodes 401 amino acids. Gene Ontology annotation, cellular component: membrane; lipid droplet; cytoplasm. Gene Ontology annotation, molecular function: triacylglycerol lipase activity.
CGACAUGCUCAGCUAAGAAGUUUGUUAAUAAGUAAAUUUCUCUUUCAAAUCAUUCAUGUUUUCCUUCACUUUCCAUCCAUCCAAACACUCCUCUCUUAGUUAUUUCUCUUUAUUCCUUUAUUAAUGGCUUCUCUUUUCAUUUCCCAUACCUUGUUUCCCUCUAAAUCUCGCCUCUUUCGUGGGUUAACCCUUUAUCCACACCGCCAUGGUUUCGCUUCCUUCACCAACUGCUCUAAAAACAACAAUAACCUCACAACACCACCUUCACAAGAUCAAGAUAAAAAACUUCCUUCUUCUAAAGAGAAACUGUCUUUUGCUGCAGCAACAGGGGAGCUUUUCUUGGGGAUUGCAUCAAAAUUAAUUAAAAACAGAUUGAAUAAUGAAGACUCAACAAGCCUGGUUUUUCUCAGGCCCAGAAAGAGAAUAAAUGAGAGUGAGGUUGAAAAUAAUGGAAACAAUGAUAAGGAGAGAAUUGGUUUAGUGAUGAAGGAUGAGAUAGAACCAGAGGUGAUAUGGGAACAAAGGGUUAAAGACAUUGAAGCUGAGAAUGAAAGAAGAGUGGUUACAAGCCCUGGGUUUAGCUUUUCUGGUGGUGGCUUUUUGCUUCCUUAUCAUCUUGGAGUUGCCCAGUUUCUCAUUGAAAAGGGUUACAUACAGGAAACAACACCAUUGGCUGGUUCAUCUGCUGGUGCCAUAGUGUGUGCAGUGAUUGCUUCUGGAGCUACAAUGGAUUUAGCUCUAAAAGUUGCUAAAAUCUUAGCUGAUGAUUGCCGGCGUAAAGGGACAGCUCUUCGUCUUGGGGCUGUUCUUCGAGAUCUUCUUAACGAGUAUCUGCCUCCCGAUUCUCAUACUAGGUGCAAUGGGCGGAUUCGUGUUGCUAUAACUCAGAUUCUUUGGAGGCCUAGGGGUUUACUGGUGGAUCAAUUUGAUUCUAGAGAAGAUCUAAUCAAUGCAGUAAUUACAUCUUCCUUCAUUCCUGGGUAUGUUGCUGCUCGCCCUGCUGCAAUUUUCAGAAAUCGUUUGUGCCUUGAUGGGGGUUUGACAUUUUUUAUGCCCCCAACAUCUGCUUCUAAAACGGUCCGAGUUUGUGCUUUCCCAGCCAGUAGGAUGGGAGUGGAAGGAAUCGGGAUUAGUCCAGACUGUAAUCCCGAGAAUAGGGUAACCGGAAGAGAGCUUUUCAGCUGGGCAAGGGAACCGGCAGAUGAAGAAAAUUUCGAGAGGCUCUUUGAGCUCGGAUAUCUAGAUGCAGCUGUAUGGGGAGAGCAGAACCCUGUCGAAGACAUUGUUGUCGAUGAAAGUCCCCUUGUCGAGAAUGGUUCUAGAAUGUAAUUUCAUUCGAUCAGGCAUGGCUAGAACAUUGUAAUUUAUAUAGCGUAUGAAAUUGUCAAAAGAAAGGACAAAGAAAGGGAUUGAAAUGUAGAAUUUAGUUGAUGUCUUUUGUCCUUAUAAUACCAAUAAAAUUGCAUUUCUCAUUGUUGGAUCAUA